Ostreococcus tauri is the source of this 1617-nucleotide messenger RNA. Its product is annotated as 6-phosphogluconate dehydrogenase,decarboxylating. Gene Ontology annotation, biological process: pentose-phosphate shunt; pentose-phosphate shunt, oxidative branch. NCBI's taxonomy places the organism in Eukaryota, Viridiplantae, Chlorophyta, Mamiellophyceae, Mamiellales, Bathycoccaceae. Gene Ontology annotation, molecular function: NADP binding; phosphogluconate dehydrogenase (decarboxylating) activity. The record is from RefSeq and is a predicted model, not a curated record. The coding region runs from base 1 to 1617 and encodes 538 amino acids. The transcript has a single exon. Gene Ontology annotation, cellular component: cytosol.
AUGUCGCUCGCGCGUGGACGACCGAGCGCGCGACCGCGUGGGAUGAUGACGUCGCGCGCGCGCGUAGAAGGGGGGGACGGCGCGCGCGCGACGGUGGUGCGACCGCGCGCGAGCGCGGAUCGCGAGCACGGGUCGUUGAAAAAGUCGAGGAUCGGAUUGUGCGGAUUGGCCGUCAUGGGACAAAAUUUAGCGCUGAACGUCGCCUCGAAAGGGUUCGAUAUCAGCGUGUAUAAUCGAAGCGGUGAUAAGACGGAGACGUGCGUGGAGCGGGCGAAGAAGGAGGGCCUGGGAGAGAAGCUGCGAGGAUAUCAAGACGUGGGAGAUUUCGUGGACAGCUUGGCGAAACCGCGAUGCGUGAUAAUCUUAGUGAAAGCCGGCGCGCCGGUGGACGCGACGAUUGAGAAAUUGUCGCAGUUUCUCGAACCGGGUGAUUGUAUCAUUGACGGCGGGAACGAGUGGUACGAGAACACGGAACGACGAGCGAGGGAGGUCGCGGAGAAAGGCUUGCUGUACAUCGGCAUGGGCGUGAGCGGCGGCGAGGAGGGCGCGCGCAACGGACCGAGCAUGAUGCCCGGGGGGUCGAGAGAGGCGUACGAUAUCAUCGCCGAUAUCUUAAAGCCGGUGAGCGCGCAGACGGACUCGGGGGCGUGCGUGACCUACAUCGGUCCGGGCGGCGCCGGGAAUUUCGUAAAGAUGGUGCACAACGGCAUCGAGUACGGCGACAUGCAGUUGAUCUCCGAGGCGUACGACGUUUUAAAAACUGUGGGCGGUCUCACCAACGAAGAGCUCAUGGCCGCGUUCGACGACUGGAACAAAGCUGAGCUCGAGUCGUACCUCAUCGAGAUCUCAUCCAUAAUCUUGGGCAAGAAGGAUGACCAGCCUGGCGCGAGCGGCUUCUUGGUGGACAAAAUCUUGGACAAAACCGGGAUGAAGGGCACCGGUAAGUGGACGGUGCAACAAGCCGCCGAGUUGUCCGUCGCCGCACCGACCGUCGCGAGCUCUCUCGACGCUCGAUUUUUGUCCGGUUUGAAGGAUGAGCGCGUCGCCGCCGAGGCGUUUUACGCCAAGCUCGGCUUGGCGCCCGCCACCGCCAUGGGCGCGGCCGAUAAGAAGCAACUCAUCAAGGACGUUCGAUACGCGUUGUACGCUUCCAAGGUGAUGUCUUACGCGCAAGGCAUGAACUUGAUUCGCGCUAAAUCGAACGAGCAGGGAUGGGACCUGGACCUUGGCGAGAUGGCUCGCAUCUGGAAGGGUGGUUGCAUCAUCCGCGCCGGCUUCUUGGACCGCAUCAAGAGCGCUUACGACCGCGACGCCAAGCUUCCGUCGCUUCUCAUGGAUGAGCAAUUCGCCAAGGAGGUGAUCGAGCGCGAAGGCGCGUGGCGACGCGUCGUGACGUCCGCCAUCGCCGCGGGUGUCGCCGUGCCGUCGAUGAGCGGGUCCCUGGCGUACUUUGAUGCGUACCGCCGCGCGCGUUCGCCGGCGAACCUCGUCCAAGGCCAGCGCGACUUCUUUGGUUCGCACACGUACGAACGCACCGACAUGGAGGGAUGGUAUCACACCCUCUGGAGCGACGCCAAUAGCGCGGACAGCAUCACGACUUCCGGGUACAAGGCGUAG